UUGCCAGUAUCUAUGGUACAUUUGACGCAUCGUGGGACGCUUUUCGCGCUGUGAAAUUUAUUUUCUCUCAAUUCCUUGUUUUAGAUUUUUGUAAUUUCAGACAAUGUCGGGUAUUGCAAGUGCUCGUCUAGCUGAGGAAAGAAAAGCUUGGCGCAAGGACCAUCCCUUUGGAUUUGUUGCUAGACCUAUGAAAAAUCCUGAUGGUUCACUAAACUUAAUGACCUGGGAAUGCGCGAUUCCCGGAAAGAAAGGGACACCAUGGGAAGGAGGACUAUACAAGUUGCGUAUGAUUUUUAAGGAUGAUUAUCCUUCAAGUCCACCUAAAUGUAAAUUUGAACCUCCUCUAUUUCACCCUAAUGUGUACCCUUCGGGAACUGUUUGCUUAUCUUUGCUUGAUGAAGAAAAAGACUGGCGUCCAGCAAUCACAAUUAAACAGAUCUUACUGGGUAUACAAGAUCUUCUCAAUGAACCUAAUGUUAAGGAUCCAGCCCAAGCUGAAGCAUAUACAAUUUACUGUCAAAAUCGGCUAGAGUAUGAUAAGAGAGUUCGAGCUCAAGCAAGGGCCAUGGCUGCUACGGAGUAAACUUAAAUAAAAAACUGUUAUAUAGUAAUUUUAAUUUGUAGUAGAAACUUCUAUAGACCACAAGAGCAUGCUAACUAAACUAAUAAUAUGUUUGUCCUACUUCAACUUUUUUGACUUUCAAUGUUUAAGUCAAGAAUUUAUUAAAAAUAUCUCAACAACAUGUGCUACAAAUUAAAGCUAUUAUUUGGAUGAUAGUGAUAAAGAAUUCAUUUCCUAACAAAGUAUAGUUAGGUACUGAAUUUUUUAAACAAAAAUAUGUGUAUUGUUUAGAUUCUGAAUUUUAUAUACAUCAAAAUCAAUUUCUGAGUAGUUUUAAAAGUGAUUUUUAAUUAAUCUAUAGCCAUCUUGAAAUUUAGGGUUUCUAGGAAGAAAGCAUAAAAUAAUAUAUAGUAAUAACAUAACUAUGACUAUUUUUCAAGUUUAAUAUAAAUAUUUGAACCUUUCUUUCAUGUUUUAAUUUUUAAUUUACAAAACUUAACAUCUUAACUUAGUUUAAUUAGCAGAAAUUCUUUAAAUUACAAAAUUUAUUUAAAAACUGUCUAGCCUCUGAUUUUCUAUUCUUAUAUGUAUAGUAAAUCCUAUUAUGAUCAAUAGCGAUAAAAUAAUAAGUUUACAUUAAGAAUCGUAACUAUAAUUUAAACUAUUUUUGUAUCUUUAUGUUAGUAUUAUAUAAUUAAAGUAAUAAUAAAAAUACUUUAAAACUACUUGUUUUUGUUUCCUGCUGUUACAGAAGAUCCAACAUACAACAUCUAAGUACAUUAAAUAAUAUUUGUACUAACAUGGUUGUCUUAUUAAAAAGUUUUGAUAUGUAUCCACACAAUAUUAAAAAAUAAUAUUCAAAAUAUGAAGUUAUUAAAUCAAUCAAACUAGUUUCCGUUUCUUCUUGCAUAUGCAUAAGUUUUUCUAAAUCUAUCUACAAGAUAUACCUAUAUAGUAAAAGAUUUAAAGAAUGAAAACUCCCCAAAGGGCAACUCACUUUUUGUUUCCAUAGCCUACUGUCUGUAAAGUUAUGUCAAUAAAAUUAUUUAAAAAGAAGCUAUUAAAUGUUU
Pieris napi is the source of this 1632-nucleotide messenger RNA. It is a transcript of the gene lwr, whose product is annotated as SUMO-conjugating enzyme UBC9-A. Gene Ontology annotation, molecular function: SUMO conjugating enzyme activity. Gene Ontology annotation, biological process: protein sumoylation. The transcript has 5 exons. The record is from RefSeq and is a predicted model, not a curated record. Lineage: Eukaryota; Metazoa; Arthropoda; Insecta; Lepidoptera; Pieridae. Gene Ontology annotation, cellular component: nucleus. The coding region runs from base 104 to 583 and encodes 159 amino acids.